Molecule: messenger RNA, 928 nt
Organism: Chara braunii
Lineage: Eukaryota; Viridiplantae; Streptophyta; Charophyceae; Charales; Characeae
Source: the annotation of a GenBank genome assembly
UCAGGAAAGGAAGGUCAGUAAAAGAACAUCAGGGCUUGAGGUGCAACGAUCAUCCACUGCUUCUGUGUCACCAGAUUUUGAGGAUGAAACUGACACUGGCAAGGCGAUGCAGACACGCAGCAGUGGAAGUAAUAGGGUGUCAUUUCAGGACGGGGGCGAUACAGACCUAAAAGUGAUUUCUACCGAGGAUAAGGAAGAUGACAUUCGGAAGGUCACAACAGAGAGUAGCAGCUUCCCUUCAGAUCGCAAAAGCAAGAAACAGUCUAUGCUGCCUGAUAAACUGCGGGCUAAGGAUUCAGCAGCAGCAGAACCCUCGAAUGGCAGUACCAGUGGCGAAGAGGGUCAGUCUGCACAUCACUCCUCCCAAGAGGUUGUUGCUGUAAAUCAUCAAAGUGGAGAUGAAAGUGUUGCCAACCAGGAACCAGCAGAAGGGAAGCAGAAGAGGCGUUCUGGUCUAUCACAUCGGAGCUCAAAAUCGGAAGACAGGAGACAAUCUGGAACCACGAAAUCAGGGAGCAGGAUGGGAGAGCAGGGUGGUGACUCACAAAAUAGCAAUAUCGAGAGCCUAGAGGGGAUGCAAAUGAGUGCCAAAGGGGAUGCUGCAGGGAAGAGUCCCGAAGUAUAUAAAGAAACUCUAAGUGGAAAGGAGGCACCCUACACGUUCAAUAGCUGGAAGGAGGUUUGGCCCUUAGUGAAUCCAGAAUCGCCAUCGUUCAUUUCACUCCCGGGAAGUGAUGGUCCGGAGCCUUUCUUGGUGCUAUCUGUCGAGGUGAGCAAUCAUGUAUUGCUUCUUCUUUCCUUUUGUCUCUUGAAAUGCAGCCAUAUGUCUGCAGCUCUUCUCAGGUUCCAUGUUCCGUGAAGGUAAAAAUGUGGACAAAAAACAGGACGCUAGACACAGUCACAUAUUUGAUAAAAGAUGCGUAGGCUU